Penicillium psychrosexuale is the source of this 3153-nucleotide messenger RNA. Its product is annotated as Alpha/beta hydrolase fold-3. Lineage: Eukaryota; Fungi; Ascomycota; Eurotiomycetes; Eurotiales; Aspergillaceae. The transcript is spliced from 6 exons. Gene Ontology annotation, biological process: DNA-templated transcription; regulation of DNA-templated transcription. The record is from RefSeq and is a predicted model, not a curated record. Bases 1 to 3153 code for a protein of 1050 amino acids. Gene Ontology annotation, molecular function: DNA-binding transcription factor activity, RNA polymerase II-specific; zinc ion binding; hydrolase activity.
AUGUCUGACGCACUUAAUUUAGUUGGCAUUGCUAUAUGGACUGCCAUCAUUACUCUAUUCCGUGGCCAAAAAGGGGGCGGUACAGCCUACAAGCAUAUUGCCCUGUCUUUUACGCGCACCCUCUUUCGAAAUGCAUCCAUGGAGCAGCUUCAGCUUAUUUUCCCCCCCGCUCUCGCUCAGAAAAGUUAUGAAGCCCACAUGAGACAACAAAAUGCCUCCCCGAACAUACUCGCUCUCCCCGAAGGUACAAUGGCAUUUCAGCUGGGUAACGUUGCUUCCGAGAAGUUGAUUAUCUACUUUCCCGGUGGCGGCUACUGCCUCCCCGCACUACCGAGUCACUUCAGCUAUCUCGAAGCUCUCUUCGCGGAUAUAAGACAACACGGAAAAAGCAUCGGUGUGCUAUUCCUUGCUUAUGAGCUUGCCCCCGAAGCCCGAUGGCCUCGGCAAUUGCAACAGGCCGUUAUCGUGCUACAGUACGCCAUCCAGACACUGGGAAAACGACCGUCAAGCAUUAUUCUUCAGGGUGACUCUGCGGGCGCUCAUCUUGCACUUGCACUGCUAUCACAUCUCACUCACCCGCAUCCUCAAGAGAUCGUGCCAAGAUUUUCGGUUGAUGAGCCCCUCGGAGGAGCGAUGUUGUUGUCCCCUUGGGUUGACUUCAGAACUGAUCAUCCGAGCUCCAGUGAAAACGCGGAUAAAGACGUCAUGACGGCUGAGACUUUGAACAGCUGGGCACGGAUAUUCCUGGGCCAGACUGUCGAAGAUGAGUACAACUGCCCCGCCAAAGCCCCAGCGGGUUGGUGGAGAGAUCUUCCUGUUUCAAAAAUCUUUGUUGGCGCUGGAGGAGAUGAAGUCCUGUUGGAUCCGAUUAGGCAGACGGCAGAGAAGAUGAAGGCCGAACUCCCCGACGUGAGCAUAAGUAUUGUGCCUGGAGAAUUCCACGUUGAGUCGAUCACGGGCUUCGCUUUGAAGAUACCCCCUGGAUUUCAGUUCAAGGCGAUGGCGUCAUGGCUGUACCAGACCUUUUUUCAAAUGCACUCGAUCCACGAUCCACAGGCGCGGCCCGAGAGACCCGGGGAUCAGCCUCGGAAGAAGAUCCGAAAAGGGACCCGCAGUUGCUGGCAAUGCAAACAUCGCAAAGUUCGCUGUAUUUUUGCGUCUGAUAGCGACCAGAGCUGCAAAGAAUGUCUCGCCCGGGGACUUCCAUGUCGCAGCCAGGAAUUGCCGGAGCCUGAGAAUCCCCGCGAAUCGGACCGCACAUAUCUGAACGAGCGGAUGGCUCGGGUGGAGAACCUGUUGGAGAAGCUUCUGAUACGAGUCGACGGUGGCAACAGUCAACAGGGGGACUUGAAAUCACCUAUAGAUUCAGCCGGAACCAGCCCCGAAUCGAGUCCCCCGACCGUGACACCAGCUCCGGACAAUGCUCCAGUCUUGUCUCUUUUUGACAACGAAGCGAUAGGUUUCAAACGAACCGACACCGCUGAGUCCGAUUUUACGCCAUAUGGCACAAUUAAUCGGGACUGGGGGAGACUGCGCCGCGAUCUGACAGCCUUGAUACCCUCUCAAAAGACAUUGAAAAUUAUAUCGGAGGCUAGCAGUAGCUGGUGGCUUAUGCGCGUGCAGUUAUUCGGAGACUACGAUGAAUCAUUGCUUUCGUCCUCGGAGCAACAGCUUUCAAAUAGCCACCCAGCUAUGGUUGCUAAGGCCGUCUUGUGGAUUGCACUGUGUCUCCAACAACUCCCUUCGGGGUUUAAUUUGUCCUCUCUCGAUCUGCCCUGCCUCCCAUGGGUCCUGGUUGAUGAAUGCAUCACCCGUGUUUCCACGCUCGUUUGCUCCGAUGACUCUAUUGUCAGUUGUAUUGACGGGCUUGAGUGCUUAGUCCUACAGGGGUUAAUCUUUAGCAAUGACGGAAAGCUACGAAGUGCGUGGCUUUCUUAUCGUCGAGCUGUAAACAUCGCUCAGCUCAUCGGGUUCCACCGUGCUGAACCAGCUCCCAAUCAGAGUGUCGAGUUUCAACACCGGGCUACGUUCAUCUGGAGACACAUCCUUAUGGUUGACAGGCAUUUCUCCCUGAUCCUUGGGGUACACGGCGCUAUAUCCAAUACGGCAAUAGAUCUAUAUCAAUCCAACCCAAGAGACUCCCAUGAUUUACCCGUUCACAAUGAAUCCGUUCUGAACCCGCUUGCUCGGAUAGCUGGCUCAAUCAUUGAGCGCAAUCAGACCUUCACCGAAGUCACUCCGGCUAUGCUGCAGAUGACACAGAGCAUCGAUAUGAAACUUCAAGCGUUCGAUCCCCCUCCUUUGGCGUCACCCGACAAUCUUCCGUCAGGCAAGUGUACCGAGCGGUCUUCUUGUUUCCUCGGGCUUCACUAUCGAUUAUGGUACUACCAGCUCAUGGCUUGGUUACAUCUGCCUCUUUUACUAGCGUCAGGUACUGACAACUCCUAUGAGUAUAAUCGCCAGACCUGUCUCCAUGCCUGCCGCAGCAUCAUCGCUUGUUAUGUCAAUAUCCGACGCACCACUGAAAACGGGUUUGACUCGAAGAUUCUUGAUUUCCAAGCCUUCACUACGGCGAUGACAAUUAUCGUCAAUGCCCUCGGGCCAUUUGGCCCCCAGGAUUUAACCAAAGGAGAUUACUUCGCUCUCGACCGGGUUGUGGCUGUUCUAGAACAACUAUCGAAUACUGUUCCUCCGGACAAGAUCGCAACUCGAGCAGUGCACGUUCUGAAAAUUAUCAAGGCAAUAGGAAUGGGAACUGAACCCCCGCCACUGGACGAAUCAGAAGGGCACCAAUACGAGAAUGGACGGCCUACUCGCAUCAAGCUCGAUAUUCCCUAUUUCGGCACAAUAUACCUCGAACGUCGUUCCAUGAGCGCUCAAUCAUCUAGACAUAUUGCGAUUGCUGUUAAACCGCCGCCAAUUUUGCCCAAUACCGCGCCUGGGCAAUACUACCCAUCAUCUUCAUGGAUGGACACGAUGCCGGACCCCGGUUAUCCAAAUGGAAAUGUUGUGGGAACAGCCCAAUGGGCGGAUCCUAACUUGAGCUUUGAUCCGCCUACCGAGUUUUGGGCUCUUAACUCUGACUUCACGUUUCAGGCUCCGUUUUUGGCUGAUUAUGAUGUUAAUUGGGAUUAUUUGGAUAUGGGAUUAUGA